AUGAAAAAAUUGUUUUCAGUUAUAAAUGAAGGACAAUUUGGUAGUCCAGAAGAAUUCAAACCAUUAAUUGACUCCAUAAAGUACUAUGGGGAUUAUUUUGUUGUAAGUGGUGAACUUAAUUUAUUUUUAGAUGCUCCCAAAAAGUUAGAAAAUGUAUUUGGUCACCAUGAAGGUGACUCAGGGGAUGUUAAUUAUUUACAUGAAUGGGCGAAAAAAUAUGUUUGA
Lodderomyces jiufengensis is the source of this 225-nucleotide messenger RNA. RefSeq names its product GPH1. The record is from RefSeq and is a predicted model, not a curated record. NCBI's taxonomy places the organism in Eukaryota, Fungi, Ascomycota, Pichiomycetes, Serinales, Debaryomycetaceae. The transcript has a single exon. The coding region runs from base 1 to 225 and encodes 74 amino acids.